AUGCAACCGUCUUAUUUUGCCUUGUUUAGGUCCGGAGUAGAUUCCAAUUCAACACGUAACGUCAACAUCACAACGUUCACCAAGAUCCUGGACAGUCUGCUGGAUGGAUACGACAACAGACUGAGACCCGGCCUGGGAGACAGAGUAACGGAAGUGAAGACUGACAUCUAUGUAACCAGUUUUGGUCCAGUUUCUGACACCGAUAUGGAGUACACCAUUGAUGUUUUCUUCCGCCAGAGUUGGAAGGAUGAGCGAUUAAAGUUCCACGGACCAAUGAACAUUCUGCCUCUAAACAACCUGAUGGCCAGUAAGAUCUGGACGCCUGACACGUUCUUCCACAACGGCAAGAAAUCUGUCGCCCACAACAUGACCAUGCCCAACAAGCUGCUGAGGAUCAUGGAGGACGGAACCUUGCUCUACACUAUGAGGUUAACGGUUCAAGCUGAGUGCCCCAUGCACCUUGAGGACUUCCCAAUGGACUCCCACUCCUGUCCUCUGAAGUUUGGCAGCU
Messenger RNA from Notothenia coriiceps (black rockcod), 511 nucleotides. Its product is annotated as gamma-aminobutyric acid receptor subunit alpha-2-like. The record is from RefSeq and is a predicted model, not a curated record. The annotation marks the transcript as partial. NCBI's taxonomy places the organism in Eukaryota, Metazoa, Chordata, Actinopteri, Perciformes, Nototheniidae. Gene Ontology annotation, biological process: monoatomic ion transmembrane transport. Gene Ontology annotation, cellular component: membrane. Gene Ontology annotation, molecular function: GABA-A receptor activity; extracellular ligand-gated monoatomic ion channel activity. The transcript is spliced from 4 exons.